Messenger RNA from Erythranthe guttata (spotted monkey flower), 2307 nucleotides. RefSeq names its product pentatricopeptide repeat-containing protein At2g13600. The record is from RefSeq and is a predicted model, not a curated record. Lineage: Eukaryota; Viridiplantae; Streptophyta; Magnoliopsida; Lamiales; Phrymaceae. Gene Ontology annotation, biological process: RNA modification. Gene Ontology annotation, molecular function: RNA binding; protein binding.
CAGAGUUAUACUUGCAGUUCAAUUCAAUGUACAGCUUUUGAUGAAAAUGCUAUUCCGCCAGCUUCCCACGGCAAUGAUCGGCGGCGCCGCCACUCUACCCUCGUCGUCUUUCCUUGCCGUGAGGAGUAACCAUAUAUUGUCAAUCCCCCACAAUCAUGCAAAUGUACCCCACUGCAAUUUAAUCAAAAUGGGCCUCUCAUCCCAGAAAUACAUAGCCGUUAAACUACUCGUCAUGUAUUUGGAUUCCAGGAAAACUUUCGAAAUUGAUCGGAUGCUGAAGGAAUUUAAUGGGUUCAAUUUGGUUGUUCAUAACUGUUUGAUAAACGCAAAUCUUCAGUGGGGGAAUGCGUUCGAUGCUUGCCGCCUGUUCGACGAAAUGCCUGAGAGAAAUGAGGUUUCUUGGACUGCACUGAUUUCUGGUUUGCUGAGAAAUGGAAAUGUGGAUAGAGCAAUGCAUUAUUUCGAGAGGAACCCUUUCUCGACUGUUUUCACGUGGACCGCAACGAUUAGCGGGCUUGUCCAAAAUAGCAUGAGUUUUCGAGCAAUGGUGUUGUACAAGAAAAUGCUUCAAUCAGGAGUUUUGCCGAAUCAUAUUACUUUUACUUCUGUCAUAAAGGCUUGUAUCGAGUUAGGCGAUUUUCGAUUAGGAAAUAGUGUAUUGGGGUUGAUUGUUAAGACUAGUUUUGAGGAUAAUUUAUGCGUUUCGAAUUCACUGGUUAAGUUAUUUUUGAGAUUUGGUGAGAUUGAUUCUGCAAGAAAAACAUUUGAUAGGAUGGAGGGAAAGGAUGUGGUUUCUUGGACCACAAUAUUAGACAUGUACGUCGAAAUGGGCGACUUAAGAGAAGCUCGCAGGAUAUUCGAUGAAAUGCCCGAAAGAAACGAAAUCACUUGGAGUGCAAUGAUAUCAAGAUUUAGUCAGAGUGGCAAUGCAGAAGAGGCAGUUAAAUUGUUCCGACAAAUGGUUAUAGAGAAAUUCAAACCGAAUAUAUCGUGCUAUUCUAGUGUAAUAAGUGCGUUAGCCAGUUUGGAGGCUUUGCAAGCUGGAAGAAAUAUUCAUGCUCAUGUUACGAAGAUUGGUAUGGAGAUGAAUGUAUUUGUCGGUAGCUCACUUGUUGACUUUUAUUGCAAAUGUGGGAACACUAAAGAUGGAUUCUUGCUUUUCGAUUCUCUUCCGUAUAAGAAUAUCGUUUGUUGGAAUACUAUGGUUUCUGGUUAUAGUUUGAAUGGACAACUCGCAGAAGCUAUGGAGCUCUUUAAUCGGAUACCUCGUAAAAACAACAUAUCAUGGAACUCGUUGAUUACUGGUCAUUUAUGUGUUGAGAAUUUUAGCGAGGCAUUUGAAGUGUUCAACGAGAUGAUUUUGUGUGGAGAAUUGCCAAAUAAAUCCACGUUUUCGAGUGUUUUAAAAGCUUGUGCAAAUAUGGCCUCGCUAGAGAAGGGUAAAUACGCACACGCAAAAGCUCUAAAACUCGGCUUUCAGCAUGACAUAUUCGUGGGGACUGCGCUAGUGGAUAUGUACGCGAAAUCCGGAAGCGUAGAAAGUUCUAGAAUGAUCUUUCAUAGAAUGCCCAUGAAAAACGAGAUCGUUUGGACAGCUAUGAUUCAAGGGCUGGCUGAAAAUGGAUUCGCAGAGGAAUCAUUGAGCCUAUUUCAAGAAAUGGAAAAAACGUCAUCAAUUGCACCGAACGAGCUUAUUCUUUCAUCGGUUUUAUUCGCUUGCUCUCAUUGUGGUUUAGUAGAUGAAGGGUUGAGUUAUUUCAAUUCGAUGGAAAAAAUUUACGGCGUAAAGCCAAACGAGAGGCAUUAUACGAGCGUCGUGGAUAUGCUUUCUCGGUCGGGGCGGCUUCUUGAGGCGGAAAAGUUUAUGGCGAAUAUGCCCUUUGAGCCGGAGGCGAAUGCGUGGGCGGCUCUAUUGAGUGGUUGUAAAACUUACGGGAAUGAAAGUUUGGGUGAGAAGAUAGCUGAAAAGCUCUUAAAAGUUGCAGAGACGAAAGUUGGAGGGUAUAUUCUUUUGUCGAAUGUUUAUGCCUUAGGAGGGAAGUGGGUCGACGUGAUGAAUACGAGGGAGUUGAUGAAUGAGAGAGGGAUUAAGAAAAAUGGUGGAUGUAGCUGGAUUGAGCUGAGAGAUCGAGUGCAUGUGUUUUAUUCGCAGGAUGAAAAUCGUACUAGAUCGAUGGAGAUUUAUUCGGUUUUGCAACUGUUUAAUUGUGAAAUACAAUCUGCUUUUGCUUGAAACAACUCUGUUGAUUUGUUUGUUACAGUGAUAACUGUAUAUUAAUAUUAUAAAUCUAAUUUUUGAGACUAAUU